AUGUGUGGCAUUCUCGGAUGUAUCCACCACCCAGACGCUCCGGCGUAUCGCGGCAAGAUGCUCAACAUGUCGCGCUGCAUUCGUCACCGUGGCCCCGACUGGUCCGGCUGUGUCGUUACCCAGGAGGAGGGAUCCAAGGGUUCCAUCCUCUGCCACGAGCGUCUGGCCAUUGUAGGUAUCUCAACAGGCGCCCAGCCUCUCGUUUCCACCGAUGGCAAGCUCAUCCUCGCUGUCAACGGUGAGAUCUACAACCAUCGACAGCUGCGCAAGAACUUGAAGGAUCAGAACGCCGAAUUCAAGACAGAAUCCGAUUGCGAGGUCAUUCUGCAUCUCUACCGCGAGCACGGCUCCGACUUUGUCAAGAUGCUCGACGGCAUGUUCUCUUUCAUUCUGCUCGACACCACCACCACUCCACACCGAGUCAUUGCUGCUCGUGACCCCAUCGGUAUCACCACAUUGUACCAGGGUGCUUCCUACAAGUACCCUGGCGCAAUCUACUUUUCCUCCGAGCUCAAGGCUAUCCACGAAGAAUGCGACCGCAUCCGUUCCUUCCCUCCCGGCCACUUUUACGACUCGUCCCUGCCCGAAGGAAAAGAGACUGUUCGCUACUACACGCCCAGCUGGCUCGACGGCGAUGCUGAGGGUGCCACAAUCCCCACCAACCCCACCGAUCUCAAGCAGAUCCGUGAGGCGCUCGAAAAGGCUGUCCGCAAGCGUCUCAUGUCCGAAGUGCCUUAUGGUGUGCUUUUGUCAGGUGGUCUCGACUCGUCGCUCAUCGCUUCGAUCGCAGCGAGAGAGACGGACAAGAUGGCCGACCUUCAACGCAAGCAGUGGGAGGAGCGACAGGCUCGACGUUCUCGUGGUCUCACUACGCCAGCUGGCGAUGCUAACGGCGCCAAGCUCCCCGUGGGCCUUGACGAGGAUGCCGACAACGAGGUCGAGAACCUCGCCGCAUGGCCACGACUCCACUCGUUCUCUAUUGGUCUGCCUGGUUCGCCCGACUUGAUCGCGGCACGCAAAGCCGCCCAGUUCCUCGGCACUGUGCACCACGAGUACACGUUUACCGUUCAGGAGGGUUUGGACGCCAUCGCCGACGUGAUUUUCCACCUCGAGACGUACGAUGUCACCACGGUGCGUGCGUCGACACCCAUGUAUCUGCUCUCGCGCAAGAUCAAGGCGAUGGGCGUCAAGAUGGUGCUCUCCGGUGAAGGAUCCGACGAGAUUUUCGGUGGCUACCUCUACUUCCACGCUGCUCCUGAUAAGACUUCGUUCCAUCAGGAGUGUGUGCGCCGUGUCAAGAACCUGCACACCGCCGACUGUCUUCGUGCCAACAAGAGUACCAUGGCUUGGGGACUCGAGGCGCGUGUGCCAUUCCUCGACAAGGCGUUCCUGGAUGUGGCCAUGAACACGGAUGCUGCAGACAAGAUGUUUAGCAAGGGCUCACUCCAGCAGGUGGAUGCUGAUGGUCGUCCGCGCAUGGAAAAGUACAUUUUGCGAAAGGCAUUUGAUGUGAUUCCGGACGACAUUGAAGCUGGUGGUGACGGAAGUGGCAGUAUGCUCUCGGCGUCGGCGCCUCGUAAGCCGUACUUGCCCGAGGACAUUCUGUGGCGUCAGAAGGAGCAAUUCUCGGAUGGUGUGGGUUACUCGUGGAUUGACGGCAUUAAGGACCAUGCCGAAAAGACUGUCUCGGAUGAAAAAUUCCAGGAACGAGCAAAGAGGUAUCCUAACGAUACCCCGGAUACUAAGGAGGCCUAUAUGAUCCGCGAGAUUUUCGAGAGUUGGUUCCCAUCCGAGGCGGCAGCUUCCACAGCCGUCCGUUGGAUCCCUAGAGCCGAUUGGGGCUGUGCCGCCGACCCUUCCGGUCGUGCCGUCAACAUCCACGAGUCUGCCUACUCUACCGAGUAA
This is a messenger RNA of Mycosarcoma maydis (corn smut), 1905 nucleotides long. Its product is annotated as putative asparagine synthase (glutamine-hydrolyzing) 2. The record is from RefSeq and is a predicted model, not a curated record. Bases 1 to 1905 code for a protein of 634 amino acids. Gene Ontology annotation, molecular function: asparagine synthase (glutamine-hydrolyzing) activity. Gene Ontology annotation, cellular component: cytosol. NCBI's taxonomy places the organism in Eukaryota, Fungi, Basidiomycota, Ustilaginomycetes, Ustilaginales. The transcript has a single exon.